Rhodofomes roseus is the source of this 462-nucleotide messenger RNA. RefSeq lists its product as uncharacterized. The coding region runs from base 1 to 462 and encodes 153 amino acids. The record is from RefSeq and is a predicted model, not a curated record. The transcript is spliced from 3 exons. Lineage: Eukaryota; Fungi; Basidiomycota; Agaricomycetes; Polyporales; Fomitopsidaceae.
AUGACGUCGGCGUCCCAGGCGUCGCGAACUCAGGAUACGCCUGUCGGCGCCUCGCUGUCGUCGGUGUCACAACCCAACGGAGCGAAGGAUCGUCAAAAGCCAGACGCACUUGCGCCAGCCAUGACUCGGAGUACAUCCGCGUCAGCAGGGGCGCUGACUGUUGCUGCUAGGCGGGCUGUGCGGUGGACGGAAGAUCUGACGUGUCCGUGCCCUGUGCCGCGCAGCGAACGCCGGAAGGGGUGGUUCAAUCGCAGAGGUGACCAGUUGUGGACAAAUGAUGGCCGAUUCAAACCAUCGGAGCCUGGACAAGAAUACCCUCCAGAUCUUGUGGGUUACCCCGAACCGAAUACAGGCUGGAUGAACGAAGAGGGGGUGAGAAUCGAUAUGGAACAUUGCCUGAUACCCAAACCUCCACUCCGCUCUGCUCUCAAACGUCCAAAGGUCACCGCAGGUGCACAGUAA